Molecule: messenger RNA, 762 nt
Organism: Micromonas commoda
Lineage: Eukaryota; Viridiplantae; Chlorophyta; Mamiellophyceae; Mamiellales; Mamiellaceae
Exons: 1
Biological process (GO): protein modification process
Cellular component (GO): cytoplasm
Molecular function (GO): biotin--[biotin carboxyl-carrier protein] ligase activity
Source: RefSeq, a predicted model, not a curated record
CUGCCACCCGGCGUGGUGUGCGUCGCGGACGCGCAGGUGUCGGGGAAAGGCAGAGGGGGCAACGCGUGGACGAGCCCGCCGGGGUGCCUCAUGUUCUCGCUGCUGACGCGUCACCGGGAGGGCCGGACGCUGCCGUUCAUCCAGUACGUGGCGACGAUGGCGGCGGUGGACGCCAUACAGGAGAGCGCGGACGACGCGCUCGUAGCCGCGGGGGCCAAGGGCCACCGGCGGGGAACCGGGUCCGCCGUGGAUGCCAAGAUUAAGUGGCCAAACGACCUGUACAGCGGCGGUCUCAAGAUCGGCGGCGUGCUGUGCACGUCCACGUACAGCGACGGAGGGUUCGACGUCGUCGUCGGGGUGGGGAUAAACCUCGACAACGCGGAGCCCACGACGUGCGUCAACGACAUCGUGCGAAGACGUCUCAAGAGGGACGGGUUACCCGUCGACGGUGCGGUCCAAACGAGGGUGAGCAGGGAACGUUUGCUGGCGGGUUUCAUGAACAGGUUCGAGGCGAUGUGCGCCGCGCUGGACGCGCACGACUCGUUCGAGACGUUGGAGGGAGCGUACCUGCGGCAGUGGCUGCACACGGACCAGGAGGUGACCCUGGAGGAGGACGGCGGGCGCGGGAAGGUCAAGCUGGUGGUCAAGGGGAUAACGGGGACGGGGUACCUGCUGGCGACGGACUCGCGCGGAGCUCGAUACGAGUUGCACCCGGAUGGGAACAGCCUGGACUUCUUCAAGGGCCUGGUGCGCAAGAAGCUG